Messenger RNA from Triplophysa dalaica, 6748 nucleotides. Its product is annotated as zinc finger protein 646. The record is from RefSeq and is a predicted model, not a curated record. The coding region runs from base 353 to 4945 and encodes 1530 amino acids. The transcript has 4 exons. Gene Ontology annotation, molecular function: DNA-binding transcription factor activity, RNA polymerase II-specific; RNA polymerase II cis-regulatory region sequence-specific DNA binding. Gene Ontology annotation, biological process: regulation of DNA-templated transcription. NCBI's taxonomy places the organism in Eukaryota, Metazoa, Chordata, Actinopteri, Cypriniformes, Nemacheilidae.
GCGAGAAAAAGACGGCGCAGCCGCCCGCUGAAGAAAUAAAAUAAGAGUUAAAAAUUACGACGAACAUGCCUUUUAAUCUCUACGCAAUCGAAACGAAUACAUACCCCCAUCUCUCAGCAUUGUGCGCGUCCAUAAUCGGCUUUCAUCUGGUGCCCUGCAACUGUCCAGACCCUCUCUGAACUGCUGCGAUCGAGUGGAAUUGAAAGGCUGAUUGGAGAGAAUAUCUGCCACCCAGGUAAAAUGGCUGAUACUACAGAAGCAGAGAGCUGAACAUCACACAUUGCCCCUUUUCUUCUUUGUUCGAGGAUCAUUUUAUGUGGACAUUUCCCCCUUCCAUUUCAAUUUUCUCAUCAUGGCUAUGCAUGAUAUGAAUCGUGCCAAGGGUCUCCCUUGCAAAGAAUGCGACAUCAUUUGCCCAAGCACACCUAGCCUACUGGAGCACAUGAAAGCACACUAUCAUCAAGAAGAGAAUGGCAGAUUUGAAUGUGAACAGUGUGGACGUGUUUUUAAGCAUGCCAGUAGCUUGGCUUCUCACAAAAAGACUCAUGAGAUGGGGUCCUUCCAGUGUCCAGUGUGCACCAGAACUUUGCCCAAUGCGAUGGCGCUUAAAAACCACCUCCGCAUCCACACCCUGUCUCCAAGUGGCCAAGGUGAGGAGGAGAACGAUGACAAUGUCGACGAAGAAAGGGAUUACAAUCUAGCGCGAGAUCUGUCUGAAGCAGCUUUUAGGAGUCACAUAAAUAACAGUGGAAUGAUGCCUGGCAAUGACCAUGAUAAGCAAAAAUCUCCGGGAGCAGAAGAUGCCUGGGACAGGCCGUUUAAGUGCGACCAAUGCGACAGGACGUAUCGUCAUCACGGCAGUCUGGUUAACCACAAGAAGUCUCAUCAAGAGGGCACGUAUAAGUGCAGUGUCUGUUACAAACAAUUCAACAAUCUUGCUGCCCUCAAUGCUCACGAACGCACUCAUUCGAAAUUUAAACCAAUGUCCAUGGGGUCCCUUGUGCCUGAAGCACCAUCUGAUCCCCGCCCUCCUGGUUCCCAGAACGAUGAUAUGGUGCCCAGCUUUUGCCAUCUUUGUCAGGUGUCUCUUCCUAAUAAGAAUGACUUUCAGGAGCACAUUUUGUUACAUAACGCUGCAUCAUCUUCGCUGGGACUGCCACGUAGUUUCCCAGGGAUAGUGCCUCAUAAUCUCAGCUCUGUUCGCUCCCCAACGGUAAAUCCGUAUACACCUGCUCUGGGUGAUCCCCUUCCAUUGCCUCCAUUGCCAGAUAAACGGUAUGACCCAAUGCUAGGCCCCCCAGUUUCUAAUUCCAUUUACACCUGUGCAUAUUGCGGAUCAGGACAUCCUGACUUAGAGAGCCUGAAAAUUCAUUACCUUACUCAUGACCCACACACUACAAUACACAAUACACAAGAAAGCCCUGUUAUUUUAAAUUCAAAUGCAUUGGCCUCAAACUCCCAACCCUCAGUAUCAUCCAAUGGUGAGGCAAGGUCUCAAGGGGAUUCUUCAGCCAUUGAUGAUGCCGAACGCAGAUUUAAGUGUCAGGAGUGUGGGAAAAGCUACAGACACGCUGGUAGUCUAGUUAAUCAUAAACGCUCCCAUCAAACAGGUCAUUAUCAGUGCACCGUUUGCUGUAAACAGUAUCCACACCUAGCAGCCCUUCACAGCCACCUCCGUAGUCACAAAACCAGGCCAAACUCGCAAUCGAUGAGCACAGAGGGUGAUUGGCUUUCCUCUGAGCCAAUGACAGGACUAGAUUCCCAACAAGGCUUUGUGCAUUCUCAAGAUCAGGAUAGUGGUGCAACAACUCCAAUUUCACUGCCUGGCAAUCUCGGUGACGCAGCCAACUUUGUUCCAGAUGGUGGCCAUACAAGCGGUCUGGAUUCACUGGAAUUCCACGACCGCUUUGGCGGCGCUCUCGCUCAGAGCAGUUCUGGCCACUCCCCACUGCCCCAAAAUCAUCGUCAGGCAGAAAGCGUCAACCAGGGAGGUAUGUCAAACGGAUACCUUAAUAACAUGAGCUUCCAUAGUCCCAGUGGUGCCUCCUUGCCAGCAGGUGCUGGCAACCUCAAAGAAAGCAGCCGUCAGAGGCGUCAGGACCAGAUGCCCUUUGGGGGAGUCCAGGCCAACUCCCAGAGCAACAGUAAGAGGCUAGAUAAAGACGACGAAGAUGACGAUGGAGAGGUCUAUCAGUGCACCGUCUGCGGAAACCAUUACGCCAGUCUUAGGGCACUUCGUAGCCAUUUACGAAGCCACGGUGUUAACCAGGGUGCAGGGCCUUCUUCUGCCCUCUCUCCUAUAGGUGAGCAGGAGUGGAGGAGGCGACAAGAGGGUAAUGCAGGCAGUCUUAUAAUCUGUAGCACUUGCGGCCAGAGCUUCAGCAGAAAGCAGGACUUGCUAAACCACCAGCUGGUCCACGGACCCCAAAGACCAGAUGGAUCUACACAGGGCUUGGGUGGCACUAGCGUUAAUUCUAAUGGCAAAAUGGAUGGAAGGAACCACAUUUGCGUUGACUGUGGCAUGUUCUUUGCAGAUCGGCAUCAGUUGAUCACUCACCUGUGUCCAGGCAAGGCGAGAGCGGGGGCAUUGAACAAGGGCAUGAACGGAGCAAAAGUGAUGACUGGUGGUGCCGGUACCAGUGGCAGCGGUGGCCCUGUAGUCUCACAGCAGAUGCCAGACUCUGAUGAUCGCCCCCACAGGUGUGACCAGUGCGGACGGAGUUACAGACACCCCUGCUCGUUGCUUAACCAUAAGAAAUCUCACAAGACUGGGGUCUUCCGCUGCCACGUCUGCCAAAAACGCUACUACAACCUACUGGCCCUCAAGAACCACCAGAGGACUCAUUUUGACUUAAAGAGGCACAAGUGCGAGGAGUGUGGGAAAGCCUUCAAGAUUCAGAAGCAGUUGAUAAAUCAUCUACGGUUGCACGAAGAGCACAGAGCAAAGACUGGAGAUCGAGACCAACGCGUUCAAGGCAUGUCUCAUCCCAAUGGUGCUCGCUACGAGGGAGGCCCGUCACAGCUUCAAGCUAUGAGAAUGGGCGAGCCACCCAAAAUUCAGAAUCCCCCCGUGAACUCCAAUUACGGUCAGCCUCAAGGUUUCAAGAGACCGUAUGCAGGUGCCAGAGCUCAGCAAGUCGACGACGGUAGCGGUCGUCGGCCCUUUGUUUGCGAUCAGUGUGGACGCACUUACCGCCACGCUGGCAGCCUGGCCAAUCACAAGAAUCUCCACAAGAUUGGUGAAUACCACUGUAAUGUGUGCAACUCGACGUAUCCCAAUCGACUGGCAAUGAAGAACCACCUUCGAAUGCAUUUUGCUCUUAAGAAGUACACCUGCACAGACUGCGGUAGGGGCUUCAGGAACCAAAGGCAGCUUGAAACGCACACCAGCAACCAGCUCUGCAAAGAUCUUCCUGGCCCACUUCCUGGUCCCAGUGUGCAGACUGCACCACCUCCGGCCGAAUACGAAUGCGAUGGGUGCUCGCAGAUCUUUUCGACAACCACAGACUUGGCCUCGCAUAACUGCAGCGCCCAGCUUCCCUCUUCCUCAGCCUCCCUCAACAGCUCCAACAUGAGCAUGGAGACGGGCGACAUAGGGUCUCCGGAACGUGAAGAACGCCCUUUUUCCUGCGACCUUUGCGGCUGCUCUUACAAGCACGCUAGCAGUCUUCUCAACCACAAGAACACACACAAAAUAGGCAACUUCAACUGUUCGUUUUGUGACAAACCCUACACCAACUACAUGGCACUGCGCAACCACAUGAGAAUCCACACACAGAAGAAGCGACACAUCUGCUCGACCUGCGGCAAGGCCUUCCGGCUGGCCCGCUUCCUUCGGAACCACCAGAGGGUCCACGAGGAGGGCCACACACGCUUCGGGUGCCCCACCUGUGGGAAGAGCUUUCAGGGUCGUUCGGGGCUGGCCAGGCACCGCUGCGGGGACAACCAGGUAGGCAAGGAGGGCGUGCAGAAGGCUACUUCGAGCACAAGAGAGGAUUACCGGUUCACAUGUGACCAGUGUGGCCGUUCUUACCGGCAUGCCAGCUCACUCCUUAACCACAAAAACACCCACACAGUUGGCAUCUACCACUGCGCUGUGUGCCUCAAGACCUACUCCAACCUGCUCGCACUCAAAAACCACCGUCGUAUUCAUUCUGAGACACGCCGACACCGCUGCCCCGAAUGCGGCAAGGCAUUCCGUGUAUCAUCCCAACUGCAGAAUCACCGCCGUGUGCACCAGAAGGAACGGGAGUUUGCCUGCACUCUGUGCCAGAGGAGCUUUCCCACCCAGGCUGGCUUCCUCCUCCACUUGGAAAUGCAGCACGGCCGUGCACCCAAAACAGCUCAACAGCCUGGGGUUUCGUCCAGCGGCUCUGAUUUGGGUUGGGGCUCUGGGCUUGACCUUACGCUAAUGCAGGCCCAAGGAAUGGAUCCCAACGGGCUCCAAAAGCUGAACCCGUCUCAUCACAACCCCAGCGGUAGCAGCUCGAGUGGGCAUCAGCAACAGCAGUUUCGGCAGAGUUGCAACGAGGCAGGGUGCAAGUCGCACGUCUGUGAUCAGUGCGGCCGCAGUUACCGGCACGCCAGCUCCCUUUUGAACCAUAAGAACAGCCACAAGAUGGGCACCUAUUUCUGCAACUCCUGUCAGAAGGAAUUCUCCAACCUGAUGGCACUCAAAAACCACAGACGCAUCCACACAGAACCCAAGCGUUACCAGUGCCCCGACUGCGGCAAGGCUUUCCGCGUCUCCACCCAACUUAUCUGCCACCGCCGCAUUCACACCAAGGAGAAGCCUUUCUCAUGUCAGCAGUGCGACAAGCGCUUCUCCAGCAAGUCCAACUUAAGACACCAUCAGAAGGUCCACUGGAACAGUUCGGCACCUUCUACCGGUCUAAAUGUGGGCUCCACCAACUUUUUGGGUAUGCCCUCCGGGCCCUUUCUUUAAGUUGUGGUGGGAAUUUGACAGGCAGAACUUGUGAACUUUGAGGCCAAGGUUUCAAGAGGUGCCAAAACCCUCAUUCCCCUUUUACUCAUCUUUGUCUCUAGUCACUGUAGUGCUGAGGUGUGGCUCGUGUUGAACAGGUUGCUGUUUAUGUAAAAGAGAACUGUCCCUGCAUGUACCCUGAAACAUUGGAGUAAUCCGUGAACACAGUGUGACUGUUAGUUUUAUGUCAUAGUGACAUAUUUUUCCCCACCCUUGUCCUAAAUACCACAGGUGACCUUAUUUGCAUUUUCAUAGUUCCCUUUUGAGGCCAGGGGCCGUUGGGGCCCACUGCCUUCAUUUAUUGAUACCAGCCUUUCAAGAAGUGCAAGCUAUCUGGCGUCCUGUUUUUGGCUUUUAGAUAAGGCAUAGGAAUGUUAGAUCAGUAUCGUUUUCUUGAUGUUAAAGGAUAAAUUUGAGACACCUCUUCCUCCAUGUUCAGGGUAAUGGCUACAUGAGGCGAUCGUUUAAAGUCAUUUUUAUUAAAAUCAUACAUUUCAUGCCAUGCCCAGCUUCCCCUUUUAAUAGCAGACAAUUAUCAAUAUAAAAAAGAACACAUGUUGAAAUGAUGAGCAACGUGUAUGUUUAACAUGUAGAAUAACUAUGUUGAACAGUGCAUAGAGCGUAUUUGAAAUGUCUUCAGUUAUUGGAGGCAACACGUUUCUGUGUUGUGUAAAGUUGUCAGCCCCCCCCCCCCCCCCUUUUGUUCGACGUUCUAACUUUUCUGAAUUGUGUGUUUUUUUGCAGCACGAAGAUGAGCUUCAAAACGUAUUAUUCAGCAGACGACAGCAUUGCGCUUAAUGGGUUCACUUCUUUGUGGCAUCAUUUCUUUGUUCCUUCAUUUCACCACGUUGUUCGGAAUCCACAUUUUUAAACCGCAACUAACUAGCUAGUGUAUAGAAACGAUAGGUUGUGCUAUGAAAAAAACGGGAAAAAAGCAAAAGGGGGGAAAAAUGUAUAUUGAUAGGCUUGUAAUGGCAUUUGGUUUUACCUUGUAUUGUAUUGUACCUCUGACUGUAUUAUUUACAGGAAAACUUUUAUAAAAGAUCACUGUAGUAUGCAUUUUAUUUAUAUUAACACUUGUAACUGAAAACGCUAGUUUUAGGAUUUAUCGUUCCAAACCCUAUGUUUCCCCCUUACCGUUCUCCAUCGGACGCAGUCAGGAACGGCAGAACUUUUAAAGAACACUUCUUAUAGUGACUGUAACCCCCUUUUUCAUUGUCAUUAUUUGUUAUUCUUUUAAAAAGAACAUUUCUGUCCCUUGUGCAAUAAACAGGGAACUGUUAUAAGGUGUGUUUUGAUUGCAAUACAAUGAGUGUAAACAUAUCACCGUAUUGCUAUUGCCUUUUUCACGUGAUGCCCCCCCCAUGCUCAUGUUCGGAUUGGAUGUGCCUGUUUCACUCUGUAAGCUCACAUGUUAACGUAUACUUUUGUGAUUAUCACAAUCAGCUAGGCAAUCGUAUUUUACUCCUCAGUUACACACAUGUAUUUAUUAGUCUUUUUAUCUUUUCUUUUUAUUUAAUUGCAUUUUAGUCUUUGGAGCUUGUUUUAAACCUCUAUUACUUGGGAGCACUGGUGCUAAGUCAUGUGUUUUGAGCGAACAUUAAGUUGUGUGCGAUAUGAUCUGCGCACGGGAAGAUUAUGUAUUUAUGUAACUAUACCCUUGCAAAUUGUACACAAUUGGAUAAUCACAAAAAAAUCUUCCCAGUUGCACAACUGCUACUUGUCAGAGAUGACGAUUCCAAAAAAAUAAAUGCUAAAAGUUAA